AUGGGUAAUAUUGACAUAACUGACUAUGCCCCUGCGAUACCACCAAGAACAAGCCGUGGGGGCACGGGCAGAGUUACAGGACCAUCAGUCAACCAGAAUGAUAAAACAUUUAGCCAUGGUUACGCCAGAGAUAGUGAAGAAGUUAAUUCCAAUGAACGGUUGAACUUGGGUCUUGGCAGGAACAGCUGCAUGAUGGAUAUUGAGCAAGAGUGCCCACAAGAGGGAGAGAGGAGCAAUCGAAGGUACCAGUGGGAGAGGCAUAUGGCAAUGAUCGGUGUGCUUGCUGGUAAAACAAUAUUCCAGUCACUUGGCGGUCAGCCCCGUUCACUUGUCCACGAAACAAGUAGGGAAUGGGGUCCUUGGAUAGCAAGAUUCAACAACGAUGGCAAGGGAUUUGGGGUGACCCAGAAAGCAAUUGUGCCCGUGGAAGCAACGAGAGGAGAAUGGCCAGGUAGUUUUCACAUGGUAUAA
Messenger RNA from Populus euphratica (Euphrates poplar), 471 nucleotides. RefSeq lists its product as uncharacterized. The transcript is spliced from 3 exons. NCBI's taxonomy places the organism in Eukaryota, Viridiplantae, Streptophyta, Magnoliopsida, Malpighiales, Salicaceae. The record is from RefSeq and is a predicted model, not a curated record. Bases 1 to 471 code for a protein of 156 amino acids.